AUAUAGUUUCAGCAAUUUUCCAACAUGUAGGGGUUAAUUUUAGGAAUAAACGCCUCCCCCCGUCCACCGCUCUCUCGUUCUCUUUUUCUCCCGAUUCCUCUUUCUUCCCAGCCCUCCGUUCUUCUUCACGCACGCCAGCGCCGCAGUGGCCUCCACUCCGGACGACAACCUCCGCCGAACUUUGCCAGCCGCCGAACGCGGCUGCCCGUGCCUCAAUUCUACGCGCCGCCGCCGGUUCCGGUUGUGAGCAGUGGUUUACCCACUGCGUGUUGGUCCUAGAUUCGUGAUUUGGAAGGAGAUUGAUACGGCGUCCAGCACGUGAUAAGCUUUUUCGGCGAGUCUUUAAUAGGUCUGAACCAUUAUUGAAGGAUUUGAGGAGGAUCGGGAUCAAAUAACGGUUUGGCUAUGAAACGAGGAUACUCAGAAUCCCCAUCGGCGUCUUUGGGGCCUCCCCAAUCCAGAUUCAAGUACAACCCAGAAGGCGAUGCUGAGUUCUUAGAAGAUGAAAGCACCAAGAUUUUUGCUCGGAAAGUGGCUGAACAUUACAGUGCUAGGACGAAUCAGACUUUGGAAGAGCGAGAAGCUAGUGUUAUCAUCCAUUUAAAGAAGCUUAACAAUUGGAUUAAAAGCGUCUUGGUUCAGCUUUAUGCUAGCCGAGGUGAUGCCGUUCUUGAUCUUGCCUGUGGCAAGGGUGGUGAUCUGAUCAAAUGGGAUAAGGCCAGAAUUGGAUAUUAUGUUGGCAUUGAUAUAGCUGAAGGAUCAAUAGAAGAUUGCCGUACUCGUUACAACGGUGAUGCUGACCAUCAUCAGCGUCGUAAAAAAUUCUCAUUUCCAGCCCGCCUAAUAUGCGGAGAUUGUUAUGAGGCGAGGCUGGAUCAUGUCUUAGCAGAUGAUGCUCCAUUCGACAUUUGCAGUUGCCAGUUUGCGUUGCAUUAUUCUUGGUCUACCGAGGCCCGUGCCCGACGUGCCUUAGCAAAUAUAUCAGCUCUUCUUCGCCCAGGAGGUAUUCUCAUUGGAACCAUGCCAGAUGCUAAUGUGAUCGUUAAAAAGCUUAGAGAAGCUCAAGGCUUGAUGUUUGGAAAUAGUGUCUAUUGGAUACGCUUUGAUGAAGAAUAUGCUGAAAAGAAAUUUAACGCUUCCAGCCCCUUUGGUAUAAAGUACUUGUUUCAUCUAGAGGAUGCUGUUGAUUGCCCUGAAUGGAUUGUCCCAUUUCAUGUUUUCAAAUCGUUGGCCGAAGAGUAUGACUUAGAGUUGGUUUUUGUCAAGAACUCACAUGAAUUUGUGCACGAGUACUUGAAAAAACCCGUAUUCGUGGAUCUAAUGCGACGACUUGGUGCCUUGGGUGAUGGCAACCAAGAUCAGAGUACAUUAUCUCCGGAUGAGUGGGAAGUGGCAUAUCUAUACCUUUCAUUCGUUUUGAGAAAGCGAGGCCAACCCGACAGGACACAGGCCCCAAAUAGAAGAGACAGAGGGCAAAUGCACAUAGCGAAGGAGGACAUAAUGUACAUUUCAACUGAUUAAUUCACCAAAGUUCUCUCCUGAGCUCUUGUGGAGAAUGGCAAGGGUUGAUCUGCGUGAAAAAGCUUUAAUGGAAGCAAUUGAGUUCAGUCCCCCUAACCAUCCACCCCUCUCUUUUUAAGCUGUAGAAUACUGUUAAUCAAUUUUGUAUCUUUAUAACAAACAAUAAAAUGUAAGAUUGAACAGCCUUGCAGCUUCUGAGAAAGGAAAAGAGAAGACUAAUUAAUAUUUAUAGUAGAAAAAA
This is a messenger RNA of Benincasa hispida (wax gourd), 1762 nucleotides long. Its product is annotated as mRNA capping enzyme family protein. The record is from RefSeq and is a predicted model, not a curated record. Gene Ontology annotation, molecular function: mRNA 5'-cap (guanine-N7-)-methyltransferase activity. Gene Ontology annotation, biological process: 7-methylguanosine mRNA capping. Gene Ontology annotation, cellular component: nucleus. Lineage: Eukaryota; Viridiplantae; Streptophyta; Magnoliopsida; Cucurbitales; Cucurbitaceae.